Myotis daubentonii (Daubenton's bat) is the source of this 12789-nucleotide messenger RNA. It is a transcript of the gene APC, whose product is annotated as APC regulator of Wnt signaling pathway. The record is from RefSeq and is a predicted model, not a curated record. Gene Ontology annotation, cellular component: cytoplasmic microtubule; beta-catenin destruction complex; catenin complex. Gene Ontology annotation, biological process: negative regulation of microtubule depolymerization; pattern specification process; nervous system development. NCBI's taxonomy places the organism in Eukaryota, Metazoa, Chordata, Mammalia, Chiroptera, Vespertilionidae. Gene Ontology annotation, molecular function: microtubule binding; gamma-catenin binding; beta-catenin binding.
GCCCUCUUCCCGCCCCCAACAAGAUGGCGGAGGCCCAGUAGCGAGGGGGCGGAGUGCUGCCGCCGGAAACCCGGCCGCUGCUGGGGGGAGCUGCGGGCGAAGGCCCGGGAACAGCGGGCCGAGGUUGGCGCGAUGCUGUUCCCGGGAAGCGCUGUUGGGUACCGGCGAGGAAGGUGAACAACGAAUUGCCUUCCCGGGCCCCCGCUUCCCCCUAUGUCCGCCUCCCGGGGCUCGGGUCCGGAGGCCGCUUUGCCCGCUUCGGGACCACUCUCCACUCUCGGGUUCUGGGGCUCCGGCGGCGGCCAAGGCUGUGUCCCGCCGGAGAGGACGCGCCCGGGCGGCGUCCGUGCUUCUGGCCGCGGGGCGCCCGGCUGGCAGGAAGUACUUAAACAACUACAAGGAAGUAUUGAAGAUGAAGUUAUGACAUCUUCUGGACAGAUUGAUUUAUUAGAGCGCCUCAAAGAGCUUAACUUAGAUAGCAGUAAUUUCCCUGGAGUAAAACUACGGUCCAAAAUGUCCCUCCGUUCUUAUGGAAGCCGGGAAGGAUCUGUAUCCAGUCGUUCAGGAGAGUGCAGUCCUGUUCCUAUGGGUUCGUUUCCAAGAAGAGGGUUUGUAAACGGAAGCAGAGAAAAUACUGGUUAUUUAGAAGAACUUGAGAAAGAGAGAUCAUUACUUCUUGCUGAUCUUGACAAAGAAGAAAAGGAAAAAGACUGGUAUUACGCUCAACUUCAGAAUCUCACUAAAAGAAUAGAUAGUCUUCCUUUAACUGAAAAUUUUUCCUUACAAACUGAUAUGACCAGGAGGCAAUUGGAAUAUGAAGCAAGGCAAAUCAGAGUUGCAAUGGAAGAACAACUAGGAACAUGCCAAGAUAUGGAAAAACGAGCACAGCGAAGAGUAACCAGAAUUCAACAAAUAGAGAAGGACAUACUUCGUAUACGACAGCUUUUACAGUCCCAAGCAACAGAAGCAGAGAGGUCAUCUCAGAGCAAGCAUGAAGCUGGCUCACAUGAAGCUGAGCAGCAGAAUGAAGGUCAAGGAGUGGCAGAAAUCAGCAUGGCAACUUCUGGUAGCGGUCAGAAUUCGGCUACACGAAUGGAUCAUGAAACGGCCAGUGUUUUGAGUUCUAGUAGCACACAUUCUGCUCCUCGGAGGCUGACAAGUCAUCUGGGAACCAAGGUGGAAAUGGUGUAUUCAUUGUUGUCAAUGCUUGGUACUCAUGAUAAGGAUGAUAUGUCACGAACUUUGCUAGCUAUGUCUAGCUCCCAAGACAGCUGUAUAUCCAUGCGACAGUCUGGAUGUCUUCCUCUCCUCAUCCAGCUUUUACAUGGCAAUGACAAAGACUCUGUGUUGUUGGGAAAUUCCCGGGGCAGUAAAGAGGCUCGGGCCAGGGCCAGUGCAGCACUCCACAACAUCAUUCACUCACAGCCUGAUGACAAGAGAGGCAGGCGUGAAAUCCGAGUCCUUCAUCUUUUGGAACAGAUACGAGCUUACUGUGAAACCUGUUGGGAGUGGCAGGAAGCCCACGAACAAGGCAUGGACCAGGACAAAAAUCCAAUGCCAGCUCCUGUUGAACAUCAGAUCUGUCCUGCUGUGUGUGUUCUAAUGAAACUUUCCUUUGAUGAAGAACAUAGACAUGCAAUGAAUGAACUUGGUAGGAAGGCUACCCGGGGCAUUUCAUCACAGGAGCUAGGGCAGGGGCUUUCAGGGGGACUACAGGCCAUUGCAGAAUUAUUGCAAGUGGACUGUGAAAUGUAUGGGCUUACUAAUGACCACUACAGUAUUACAUUAAGACGAUAUGCUGGAAUGGCUUUGACAAACUUGACUUUUGGAGAUGUAGCCAACAAGGCUACACUCUGCUCUAUGAAAGGCUGCAUGAGAGCACUGGUGGCCCAACUAAAAUCUGAAAGUGAGGACUUACAGCAGGUUAUUGCAAGUGUUUUGAGGAAUUUGUCUUGGAGAGCAGAUGUAAAUAGUAAAAAGACAUUGCGUGAAGUUGGAAGUGUGAAAGCAUUGAUGGAAUGUGCUUUGGAAGUUAAAAAGGAAUCAACCCUCAAAAGUGUAUUGAGUGCCUUAUGGAAUUUGUCAGCACAUUGCACUGAGAAUAAAGCUGAUAUAUGUGCUGUAGAUGGUGCACUUGCAUUUUUGGUUGGCACUCUCACUUACCGGAGCCAGACAAAUACUUUAGCCAUUAUUGAAAGUGGAGGUGGGAUAUUACGGAAUGUGUCCAGCUUGAUAGCAACAAACGAGGAUCACAGGCAAAUCCUAAGAGAGAACAACUGCCUGCAAACCUUAUUACAACACUUAAAAUCUCACAGUUUGACAAUAGUCAGUAAUGCAUGUGGAACCUUGUGGAAUCUCUCAGCAAGAAAUCCUAAAGACCAGGAGGCAUUAUGGGACAUGGGGGCAGUCAGCAUGCUCAAGAACCUCAUUCAUUCAAAGCACAAAAUGAUUGCUAUGGGAAGUGCUGCAGCUUUAAGGAAUCUCAUGGCAAAUAGACCCGCAAAGUAUAAGGAUGCCAAUAUAAUGUCUCCUGGUUCAAGCUUGCCAUCUCUUCAUGUGAGGAAACAAAAAGCUCUGGAAGCGGAAUUAGAUGCUCAGCACUUAUCAGAAACUUUUGACAAUAUUGACAAUUUAAGUCCCAAGACAUCUCAUCGUAGUAAGCAAAGACACAAGCAAAGCCUUUAUGGUGACUAUGUUUUUGACACCAAUAGACAUGAUGAUAAUAGGUCAGACAAUUUUAAUACUGGAAACAUGACUGUCCUUUCACCAUAUUUAAAUACAACAGUGUUGCCCAGCUCCUCUUCAUCAAGGGGAAGUUUAGAUAGUUCUCGUUCUGAAAAAGAUAGAAGUUUGGAGAGAGAACGAGGAAUUACCCUAGGCAACUACCACCCAGCAACAGAAAAUCCAGGAACCUCUUCAAAACGAAGUUUGCAGAUUUCCACCACUGCAGCCCAAAUUGCUAAAGUCAUGGAAGAGGUAUCAGCCAUUCACACUUCUCAGGAAGACAGAAGGUCUGGGUCUCCCACCGAAUUGCACUGUGGGACAGAUGAGAGGAAUGCACUAAGAAGAAGCUCUACUGCUCACACACAUUCAAACACUUACAACUUCACUAAGUCAGAAAAUUCAAAUAGGACAUGUCCUAUACCUUAUGCCAAAUUAGAAUAUAAGAGAUCUUCAAAUGAUAGUUUAAAUAGUGUCAGUAGUAGUGAUGGUUAUGGUAAAAGAGGUCAAAUGAAACCUUCGAUUGAAUCCUAUUCUGAAGAUGAUGAAAGUAAAUGUUGCAGCUACGGUCAAUAUCCAGCUGACCUCGCCCAUAAAAUACAUAGUGCAAAUCAUAUGGAUGAUAAUGAUGGAGAACUAGAUACACCAAUAAAUUAUAGUCUUAAGUAUUCGGAUGAGCAGUUGAAUUCUGGAAGGCAAAGUCCUUCACAAAAUGAAAGAUGGGCAAGACCCAAACAUAUAAUAGAAGAUGAAAUGAAACACAGUGAACAGAGACAAUCAAGGAGUCAAAGCACAACUUAUCCCGUAUAUACUGAGAGCACUGAUGAUAAACACCUCAAGUUCCAACCACAUUUUGGACAGCAAGAAUGUGUUUCCCCAUAUAGGUCAAGAGGAGCUAGUGCUUCAGAAACAAAUCGAGUAGGCUCUAAUCAUGGAAUUAAUCAAAAUGUAAAUCAGUCUUUGUGUCAGGAAGAUGACUAUGAAGAUGAUAAGCCAACCAACUAUAGUGAACGUUACUCUGAGGAAGAGCAACAUGAAGAAGAAGAGAGACCAACAAAUUAUAGCAUAAAAUAUAAUGAAGAAAAACAUGUGGAGGAGCCUAUUGAUUAUAGUUUAAAAUAUUCCACAGACAUUCCUCCCUCACAGAAACCAUCAUUUUCAUUCUCAAAGAGUUCAUCUGGACAAAGCACUAAAACUGAACACAUCUCUACAAGCAGUGAGAAUACAUCCACACCUUCAUCUAAUGCCAAGAGGCAGAAUCAGCUCCAUCCCAGUUCAGCACAGAGCAGAAGUGGUCAGACUCAAAAAGCCACCUCUUGUAAAGUUCCUUCUAUCAACCAAGAGACAAUACAGACUUACUGUGUAGAAGACACCCCAAUAUGUUUUUCAAGGUGCAGUUCAUUGUCAUCUUUGUCAUCAGCUGAAGAUGAAAUGGGAUGUGAUCAGAGGACACAGGAAACGGAUUCUGCUAAUACACUACAGAUAGCAGAAAUAAAAGAAAACAGUGGAACUAGAGCAACUGAAGUUUCUGUGAAUGAAGUUCCAACAGUGUCACAGCACAUUAGAACCAAAAACAACAGACUCCCGGCUUCUGGUUUAUCUUCAGAAUCGGCCAGGCACAAAGCUGUUGAACUUUCUUCAGGGGCCAAAUCACCAUCAAAAAGUGGUGCCCAGACACCUAAAAGUCCACCAGAGCACUAUGUUCAGGAGACUCCACUCAUGUUUAGCAGAUGUACAUCUGUCAGUUCACUAGAUAGUUUUGAGAGUCGUUCAAUUGCUAGCUCUGUUCAGAGUGAACCCUGUAGUGGAAUGGUAAGUGGCAUUAUAAGCCCCAGUGACCUUCCAGAUAGCCCUGGACAAACCAUGCCACCAAGCAGAAGUAAAACCCCUCCUCCUCCUCCUCUUCCUCAAACAGUGCAAGCUAAACAAGAGGUACCUAAAAAUAAAGUAUCUAAUGCUGAAAAGAGAGAGAGUGGACCUAAGCAAGCUGCUGUUAAUGCUGCAGUUCAGAGGGUCCAGGUUCUUCCAGAUGCUGAUACUUUACUACAUUUUGCCACAGAAAGUACUCCAGAUGGAUUUUCUUGUUCAUCUAGCCUGAGUGCUCUGAGCCUCGAUGAGCCAUUUAUACAGAAAGAUGUGGAAUUAAGAAUAAUGCCUCCAGUUCAGGAAAAUGACAAUGUGAAUGAAACAGAAUCUGAGCAGCCUGAAGAAUCCAGUGAAAACCUGGAAAAAGAAGCUGAAAAACCUACUGAUUCUGAAAAAGACAUAUUAGAUGAUUCAGAUGAUGAUGAUAUUGAAAUACUAGAAGAAUGUAUUAUUUCUGCCAUGCCAACAAAAUCUUCACGCAAAGCCAAAAAGCCGACCCAGAGUGCUUCAAAACUACCUCCACCUGUUGCAAGAAAACCAAGCCAACUGCCUGUGUACAAACUUCUGCCAUCACAAAACAGGAUACAAGCACAAAAGCAUGUUAGUUUUACACCAGGAGAUGAUAUGCCACGGGUAUAUUGUGUAGAAGGGACACCUAUAAACUUUUCUACCGCUACAUCGCUAAGUGAUCUAACAAUAGAAUCCCCUCCAAAUGAGUUAACUGCUGUAGAAGGGGUUAGAGCAGGGGCACAAACAGGUGAAUUUGAAAAACGAGAUACAAUUCCUACAGAAGGCAGAAGUACGGAUGAGGCUCAAAGAGGAAAAACUUCAUCUGUAACUAUACCUGAACUGGAUGACAGUAAAACAGAAGAAGGUGAUAUUCUUGCAGAAUGCAUUAAUUCUGCCAUGCCCAAAGGAAAAAGUCACAAGCCUUUCCGUGUGAAAAAGAUAAUGGACCAGGUCCAACAAGCAUCUAUGUCUUCAUCUGGAAAUAACAAGAAUCAAUUAGAUGGUCAGAAGAAGAAACCUACUUCACCAGUAAAACCUAUGCCACAGAAUACUGAAUAUAGGGCACAUGUAAAAAAAAAUACAGAUUCAAAAAAUAAUUUAAAUGCUGAAAGAACUUUUUCAGACAACAAAGAUUCAAAGAAACAGAACCUGAAAAAUAAUUCCAAGGACUUCAAUGAUAAGCUACCAAACAAUGAAGAUCGAGUCAGAGGAAGCUUUACUUUUGAUUCACCUCAUCAUUACACACCUAUUGAAGGAACUCCAUACUGUUUUUCACGAAAUGAUUCUUUGAGUUCUCUAGAUUUUGAUGAUGAUGAUGUUGACCUUUCCAGGGAAAAGGCUGAAUUAAGAAAAGGAAAAGACAAUAAGGAAUCAGAAGCUAAAGUUAACAGUCAGACAGAACUAACCAUGAGCCAACAAUCAGGUAAUAAGACACAAACUGUUACAAAGCAUCCAAUAAAUCGAGGACAAUCUAAUAAACCCAUGCUGCAGAAGCAGUCCACUUUCCCCCAGUCAUCCAAAGACUUACCAGACAGAGGAGCAGCAGCUGAUGAAAAAUUACAGAAUUUUGCUAUUGAAAAUACUCCAGUUUGUUUUUCUCGAAAUUCCUCUCUAAGUUCUCUUAGUGACAUUGAUCAAGAAAACAACAACAACAAAGAAAAUGAACCUAUCAAAGAAACAGUGCCCCCCGCCUCACAGGGAGAACCAAGUAAACCUCAGGCAUCAGGUUAUGCUCCUAAAUCAUUUCAUGUAGAAGAUACCCCUGUUUGUUUCUCAAGAAACAGUUCUCUCAGUUCUCUCAGUAUUGACUCUGAAGAUGACCUGUUGCAGGAAUGUAUAAGUUCUGCAAUGCCAAAAAAGAAGAAGCCUUCAAGGCUCAAAGGUGAUAAUGAAAAGCAUAGUCCCAGAAAUAUGGGUGGCAUAUUAGCAGAAGAUUUGACACUUGAUUUGAAAGAUACACAGAGACCAGAUUCAGAACAUGGUUUAUCCCCUGACUCAGAAAAUUUUGAUUGGAAAGCCAUUCAGGAAGGUGCAAAUUCCAUAGUAAGUAGUUUACAUCAAGCUGCUGCUGCUGCAUGUUUAUCUAGACAAGCUUCUUCUGAUUCAGAUUCAAUCCUUUCACUGAAAUCAGGAAUCUCUCUGGGGUCACCAUUUCAUCUUACACCUGAUCAAGAGGAAAAACCCUUUACAUGUAAUAAAGGCCCACGAAUUCUGAAACCUGGCGAGAAAAGUACAUUGGAAGCUAAAAAGGUAGAAUCUGAAAAUAAAGGCAUCAAAGGAGGGAAAAAAGUUUAUAAGAGUUUGCUUACUGGAAAAGUUCGAUCUAAUUCAGAAAUUUCAAGCCAGUUGAAACAGCCCCUUCAAGCAAAUAUGCCUUCAAUCUCUCGAGGUCGGACAAUGAUUCACAUUCCAGGAGUUCGAAAUAGCUCAUCAAGUACAAGCCCAGUUUCUAAAAAAGGCCCACCCUUUAAGACUCCAGCCUCCAAAAGCCCUAGUGAAGGUCAGACAGCCACCACUUCUCCUAGAGGAGCCAAACCAUCAGUGAAGUCAGAAUUAAGCCCUAUUACCAGGCAGACAUCCCAACUGGCUGGGUCAAAUAAAGGGCCUUCUAGAUCAGGAUCUAGAGAUUCCACUCCUUCAAGACCUGCCCAGCAACCGUUAAGUAGACCUAUGCAGUCUCCAGGACGAAACUCAAUUUCUCCUGGUAGAAAUGGAAUAAGUCCUCCUAACAAAUUAUCUCAACUGCCAAGGACAUCAUCCCCUAGUACUGCUUCAACUAAGUCCUCGGGUUCUGGGAAAAUGUCGUACACAUCUCCAGGCAGACAGACGAGCCAACAGAACCUUACAAAACAAACGGGUUUAUCCAAAAAUGGCAGUAGUAUCCCAAGAAGUGAGUCUGCUUCCAAAGGACUGAAUCAGAUGAAUAAUAGCAAUGGAUCUAAUAAAAAAGUAGAACUUUCUAGAAUGUCUUCAACUAAAUCAAGUGGAAGUGAAUCUGAUAGGUCAGAGAGACCUGUAUUAGUACGCCAGUCAACUUUCAUCAAAGAAGCUCCAAGCCCAACCCUAAGGAGAAAAUUGGAGGAAUCUGCUUCAUUUGAAUCUCUUUCUCCAUCUUCUAGACCAGAUUCUCCCACAAGGUCCCAGGCACAGACUCCAGUUUUAAGUCCUUCCCUUCCUGAUAUGUCUCUAUCUACACAUUCGUCUGUUCAGUCUGGUGGAUGGCGAAAACUUCCCCCUAAUCUCAGUCCCACUGUAGAAUAUAAUGAUGGAAGACCUGCAAAGCGCCAUGAUAUAACACGCUCCCAUUCUGAAAGUCCUUCCAGACUUCCAAUUAAUAGGUCAGGAACCUGGAAACGUGAGCACAGCAAACAUUCAUCAUCCCUUCCUCGAGUAAGCACUUGGAGAAGAACUGGAAGUUCAUCUUCAAUUCUUUCUGCUUCAUCGGAAUCCAGUGAAAAAGCAAAAAGUGAGGAUGAAAAACAUGUAAACUGUAUUUCAGGAACCAAACAAACUAAAGAAAACCAAGUAUCUAUAAAAGGAACAUGGAGAAAAAUAAAAGAAAAUGAAAUUUCUCCCACAAAUUGUACUUCUCAUAUUGCUUCCUCAGGUGCUGCAAAUGGUGCUGAAUCCAAGACACUAAUUUAUCAAAUGGCACCUGCUGUUUCUAAAACAGAGGAUGUUUGGGUGAGAAUUGAGGACUGUCCCAUUAACAACCCUCGAUCCGGACGAUCUCCCACAGGAAAUACUCCCCCAGUGAUUAACAGUGUUUCAGAAAAGGGAAAUCCAAAUGCUAAAGAUUCAAAAGAUAAUCAGGGAAAACCAAAUGUGGGUAAUGGUAGUGGUCCCAUACGCACCAUGGGUUUGGAAAACUGCCUGAAUUCCUUUAUUCAGGUAAAUGCCCCAGACCAAAAAGGAACUGAGGCAAAGCCGGGACAAAGUAAUCCUGUCCCUGCAGCAGAGACUAAUGAAAGUUCUAUAGCUGAGCGUACCCCAUUUGGUUCUAGCAACUCAAGCAAACACAGUUCACCUAGUGGGACUGUAGCUGCUAGAGUGACUCCUUUUAAUUACAACCCAAGCCCUAGGAAAAGCAGUGCAGAUAGCACUUCAGCCCGGCCAUCUCAGAUCCCAACGCCAGUGAAUAACUCAAAGAAACGAGAUUCAAAAACUGACAACACAGAAUCCAGUGGAACUCAAAGUCCUAAGCGCCAUUCUGGGUCUUACCUUGUGACGUCUGUUUAAAAGAGCUGAAUUAAUUAAGCUAAGAAAAUUAUGUGUUAAUUACAAUUGCUAUGUAGAAAUUUUGUUUCAAAUGAAACUUUAAAAGACUGACAAAUUUUGUAAAUAGGUUUGAUUCUUGUUAGAGGGUUUUUGUUCUGGAAGCCAUAUUUGAUAGUAUACUUUGUCUUCACUGGUCAUAUUUUGAGAGGCACUCUUGAUAGUUAAGAAGAAAAUGGUAAAGCCAAGUAUAUUUGUACAGUAUGUUUUACAUGUAUUUAAGUAGCAUCCCAUCCCAUCGUCCUUUAAUUAUUGCUUGUCUUAAAAUAAUGAACAGUACAGAUAGAACAUAUGAUAUAUUGCUGUUACCAAUCAUUUCUAGAUUAUAAACUGACUAAACUUACAUCAGGGAGAAAUUGGUAUUUAUGCAAAAAAAACCCAACAUUGUUUUAGUCCUUGUGAGUCCAUCUAACAUCAUAAUUAAUCAUGUGGCUGUGAAAUUCACAGUAAUAUGGUUCCUGAUUAGCAAGUUUACCCAGCCUGCUUUGCUUUACUGCAUGAACGAAACUGAUGGUUCAAUUAACAGUUCUGUGGUCACAUGACGUGCAUUAGCUAGCUACAGUGUAACAAUUUAACACUUUUUGUGCUAAAAAAAAAAAUCUGUGUUAAUUGUAAAACAUUGGAUGAAACUAUUUUACCUGAACUAGAUUUUAUCUGAAAGUAGGUGGACUUUUUGCUAUGCUGUAACUUGUUGUAUAUUCUGGUAUUUGAGGUGAGAUGGCUGCUCUUUUAUUAAUGAGACAUGAAUUGUGUCUCAACAGAAACUAAAUGAACAUUUCAGAAUAAAUUAUUGCUGUAUGUAAACUGUUACUGAAAUUGGUAUUUGUUUGAAGGGUCUUAUUUCACAUUUGUAUUAAUAAUUGUCAAAAGGGCCUCUUUUUAAAGCUUAUAUAAUUUUUUUCUUCAAAUUCUAUGCAUUAAGAGUAAAAUUCCACCUACUGUAAUAAAAACAAUUGAAGCUGACUGUUGGCAUUUAACCAUUCCAUGCAUUGGCACUUAACCAUUCCUGGAAUUUAUUUUUCUUUUAUGUGAUUAGCACUUCCUAAUGUUUAAUAUUUAUGGAGUUGAUUUAAAACAAAUUUAUUUGAUACCAAUGUAAAUUGCCUAGCACAGACCAGGCAUUGAACAUAACAGGCCCACAUAGAAUAUUUCUUUUUUCUUAAUAGAAUUCUAUAUUUGAAAAAUUGUUUAUUCUUAGGUAUAAGUAGUCUCUUCUAGUUAUGUUCUGACUUGGAACAUAACUGUCUUGUCCCUUCAUCUUCUCCCUCUUGCUGCUGAGUCUGGAAUGAACAUUUUUUUAAGCAUAUUUUUAUUAAUUUCAGAGAGGAAGGGAGAGAGAGAUAGAAACAUCAAUGAUGAGAGAGAAUCAUUUAUCGGCUGCCUCCUGCACUCCCCACAUUGGGGAUCAAGCCAGCAACCCUGGGCAUGUGCCCUUGACCAGAAUUGAACCUAGGACCUUUCAGUCUGCAGGCUGAUGCUCUAUCCACUGAGCCAAACUGGCUAGGGCUGGAAUGAACAUCUUUUAUCACCCUGUAUGUUGAGGCAAAAUCCCAGCAACCAAAUAUAAUCAGCAUUUUGCCAUUCUCAGAAAAUGUAACAUGAAACAUCAAAGGUAGAUGUGAUACCAUUAGAAUAUUCAAAAACCUAUUUAAAGCCACUGCCUGUUGAGGAAAACUUUGUUUUUGACAGGCAGAGUUGUGGGAAAGGUGUCCUAGUGCCUCUUCAUCUUCCCAGAGUUUGUCCUAAAAGAUCAGAGGGUGAGGAAGAUAAAUACAUUUGUUGAAAUUUUAUUUCUAAGGAGAUUCAUGCAUUCCGCAUUUGGAGAAGGAAAAAGAUAUUUAGGUACAGUGGGGCACUGGGAAAGAGGUGAGGAGGAAUAAGCACAUCUACCUUGUGCCCUUGGAAUCGGAUCAUGUAGUUCAUUAUCUACCCAUUACCUGUGUUUAUCGCCUACCAGUAAUGAGGCUGGUUUUCUAAAAUAAAAUGCCAGUAAAUACAGAGCUAUAAUUAAAGCAUUUUACUCCAAAAUCCAUACGCUUUUCUCUGCACCACUUUACAAAGAUCUCAUUUUACUGUUCUUUAGACUAUAUCUACAUUUAAUUUUUUUGUCAAAUUUUAACUAAAUAGUUGUGAAUACUAAUUUAUUCUAUUUAUAUUUUUCUUAGUCUGCCUUACCCAAUAGGGAUAUGUGCAUAUAGGUCAUAUUUCUUUCCUCUUUUAGUCCUGAUUUUCUAUUUUUUUCUGAUUUAUUGCAUACCAGUUUUUAUAAACAACUUUUGAGUACUCUUAUGGAAAGAAAUGGGAUGUAAGCCAAUUAAAGUUAAAUUUCCCUUUUCAAGUAAGAAAAAAAACUUGUCCUUUUCAAGUAAGGCAAAAUAUUAUCAAUGCUGGAAAUGAAAAGAAGGGUGCCUUCCACACCCCAGGAAACUCAGGAAUUCCUAUAGGAAACACCUACUGGGAGAAGGGCCAGUCCAUAUUAUCCAUUGGGGGGGGGGGGGGGGGGAGUUGUUCUAUGAGACCCUCUAGUUAGAGAAUUAGUAAAGGGGCAAGUCCCAAUUCUACUUUUAGAAGUUCACAGGGUGCUGCCAUAACACCAGAUAUUGCUUGUUACUUAAAUGGCAUACUGAGCUUAGUUUUGAGGAUAGUUAAUUGUUGUGAUGCCUGUUGAGAGAAAUAUCUAGCCUUAGACUGCAGCAAACCACGACGACAGUGGUUUUCAAGCCAGUGCAUUUGAAUCACCAGAAGUGCUUAUUAAAACAGCUGGGCCCAUACCCCCAUCGUUUCUGAUUCUGAGUGAGAUCCAAGAAUUUGCAAUUGGCACAGUUCACAGGUGAUGGUGCUGGUCUGGAACCACACUUGGAGAGCAACUGCCCUAAGUUACAACAAGGAAGCUCCUUAAGUGAUUACCUUCGGUUCUAGUCAUUCUUCACAACAACUGGACCUUUAAUCUGACAAUUAUAUAAACUUCCCUCACCUUUAGGCAUGAAAGACUUGAAUACUGAGCUAUGCAAUCUGAUAUAGCCCAUCUCCACUCCCAAUACUGGACAAAUUUACCAGAUUUGAACAAGAAAUUUUAUAGAAAAUGACAGUCUGAAGGAUCAGCUGCUGUUCCCUUUGAAGCAGUUAUUGUAAAGGCAAUUUCAGCAAGUAUCUAAUUUGUAUUUGCAAUAGAAGAGACUAUGAAAAGGAACUUUGAAAUUAUUUCAGGUGAAAGGUAAAUGUACCUAACUUGUUAAUAUACAGUGGGAGUGAUUAACAACCCAUUAACUAUAUGGCAAAUUAGAUUGGUAUUUGAGAGUAAACUUUACAAGUUACCUGAGCACUAAAAGGAAAGUUAAUGAGGGGAAAUAAUGAAAUAAAACAUAAGCCAUAAGGAUCAAAUAGUACCAUAAGUAUAGUUUUUUAAAAAUUGACAAAUAUUGAUCAUGUUACCACAAGAUUAAGUAAAGGGAUGAAUCUGUUGCUGAGGAUGGGAGCCAGUUGCACUACAUUUGAAUUUAUGUUAUCACUGGGUUUCUUCGUAUCUAAGGAAAAGAAUAUGAGUGCCAGAAAUGCAAAACCUAUUGCCAGGAGCUGAAGAAAGAAUUGAGUAGUCAAAUCAUUAAAAUUACCGAACAGAAAUAAUUUUUCACAGGUCAUGGUGGCUGAAAUAGAGUAUAUAAAUUAUUUUUUAAUUUCUAAUAAGCAUAUUUUCCUUCUAUUAUGCUGACUUGAAAAUACUGCUUUAUAGUGUUGGAACCUAUGGACUUUGACUCCGGUAAACAGUAGGUCAUUUUCUUUUCUUGCCAUUCCCCUAACUGUUCUGUGGUCUAUAAAACUAUAUUUUGGUUUUUGUUAGGUCAUCAAUACUUCUUUCAACCUGUAUGUUCUAUGUGUAUAAUAUUGUUCUUGGUGCUAAAUAUACUUUCUUUCCUCUGA